Messenger RNA from Arabidopsis lyrata subsp. lyrata, 2167 nucleotides. RefSeq names its product patatin-like protein 6. Gene Ontology annotation, biological process: lipid metabolic process. The transcript is spliced from 2 exons. Bases 549 to 2036 code for a protein of 495 amino acids. The record is from RefSeq and is a predicted model, not a curated record. NCBI's taxonomy places the organism in Eukaryota, Viridiplantae, Streptophyta, Magnoliopsida, Brassicales, Brassicaceae.
UCAAAAUUAUCAAAUUCCUUGGAAUAUUUGGCAGUUCCAUAAAACAUUUUCCUCUAAUUAUUGUCAGAAACUUAAAAGAUUUGUAACUGCUGGUCCCGUACUAUUUAUUGCUUCAUUCCUUAUUACUAAGCAACAAAAGUCACGCGUGAGAUAAAAAGACACUAUAAAAGAAGAUCCUUUGCAGUUCUCUGUUCUUGCUCCUUCUUCUUCAUCUCUCUUUAUUGAUACUGUCCGAAUAAUAAUAAAAAUUCACUCUUUUUGUCUUCUCAAGACCGAUUUAAAUACAAAUCAUUCUCCUUUUCCUCUUGAAUUUUUUUCCUUUUUGAAAAUUUCGAGUGAUUUAAGGAGGGAAAAUAAAGAGAGAAGAAACAAGAACAAAAGCAUCGUUUGCGAAUAAGACUUCUCCUACUCUCUUUUUGUUUCUCGUGUUCUUAUGACAGAUUAUAAAUAAGAUUAGGUUUUUGUCUUGUCUUGGCGAUAAUGCCUAGAGAAGGGUUUAAAGAUUUGAUUUAAAUACUCUUUUUUUGGUUUUUGUUGUUUGGGUUACGAUGCAAAGAGUACACAACAAAGCGAUUGAUUCUAUCGGAGCUUUUAAGCAUUUAAUCAAACAGAGUAACGGCGGUGACGGUGGAGUGACGGUGGCGGAUAUGCAAGAACCAAGCAUAGAGACGGAUAAGCUUAGCUACGAGAUAUUCUCGAUUCUUGAAAGCAAGUUUCUUUUCGGGUAUGAUGAUGACCCGAAGCUUAUGGAAUCAAGGAGCAGAGACCCGAGUCCGGAGCAAGAAACAGCAUCACCGGCGAUGGUGGAUUGUUUAAACGGCGUCGUUCCGGGUUCAAUUAAGAACCAGAGAGGUAAAGUUUGUGUUUUGAGUAUCGAUAGUGGUGGAAUGAGAGGGAUUAUACCUGGAAAAGCUUUGGCGUAUUUAGAACAUGCUCUGAAAUCAAAAUCGGGUGACCCGAAUGCCCGAAUCGCUGAUUACUUCGACGUAGCUUCCGGUUCCGGUAUCGGUGGGAUUUUCACGGCGAUGCUUUUCGCGUCGAGUGAUGGUAACCGUCCGAUCUUCAAAGCGGAGGACACGUGGCGGUUUUUAGCUAAGAAAGGUAAAAGCUUUUACAACAAAUCACCACCGGGGAUACUAAACCGGGUUAUGAAAACCGGGUCUGGUGGUUCGGGUGGGUCGGGUUCGAAGCUUGAGAAAGCGAUGAAGGAGUCGUUUGAGGAGCUUACGCUUAAGGAUACGCUUAAACCGGUUUUGAUCCCUUGUUACGACCUUACGAGCUCUGCACCGUUCUUGUUCUCACGUGCUGAUGCGUUGGAAACGGACGGUUAUGAUUUUAAGCUGUGGGAGGUUUGUAGAGCUACGUGGGCUGAGCCAGGAGUGUUUGAGCCGGUGGAGAUGAGAUCAGUUGAUGGUAAGACGCGGUGUGUGGCGGUUGAUGGUGGUUUAGCUAUGAGUAAUCCUACGGCUGCAGCGAUUACUCAUGUGUUGCAUAAUAAGCAAGAGUUUCCGUUUGUUAGAGGUGUUGAGGAUUUGCUUGUGUUGUCACUUGGUACGGGACAGUUGGUUGAUGUUAAGUAUGAUUGUGAUAAGGUUCUGAAGUGGAAGGCUAAGCAUUGGGCUCGGCCUGCGGUUCGGAUUUCUGCUGAUGGAGCGGCUGAUACUGUGGAUCAGGCUGUUUCCAUGGCGUUUGGUCAGUGUAGGAGGAGUAACUACGUCCGUAUUCAGGCGAAUGGAUCAAGCUUUGGUCCGUGCAAACCAAACAUAGACACAGAUGCGAGUCCAAGUAAUGUGAAUAUGCUUGUGGGAGUAGCAGAGGAGAUGCUGAGGCAAAAGAACGCAGAGUCUGUUCUGUUUGGUGGUAAAAAAAUCAAUGAAGAAAGCAAUUAUGAGAAGCUGGAUUGGUUAGCAGGUGAACUCGUGCUCGAACACCAGAGGAGGAGUUGCAGAAUCGCUCCCACAGUAGCGUUCAAGCAAUCCGGCGACAGAAGAGUCGAUCAACAGACCAUUUUCAAGGAUAUUGAUUGUAUGUUUUGAAGAUUUUUAUAUUGUAUAGAUUUGUGUUUAAGUUCGGAGAAGAAAGCAAACAUUAUCUUCGAAAUAGGCUUUUAUUAAUCUUAAAGAUAUGUGUUAUUUUGGUUUUACUAAUUUGUUAUUUUCCAUUGACU